AAUACUAACGCACAUUAGUUGACAAGUGCUCCAGUGCUCCCCAGCUUAUACAUUUACCCACAACUGGGCUGUUUAGGACAUUUUCGAGAGCUGACACGAGCAUCCUGAGUACGCUUAUGGUGCCUAUGACUCCUAAAGCGGCGAAAAGCUUCAAUUAAAGGCAGCCUCUCCCACCAUGGCCGUGCAGCUGCAGCGCCCCCCCGUGGCGGAGGCGUGUAUCGUCCUGUGCUGCCUGGCCUGCGGGCUCUCCGUCCCAGAUCCCCGGCUCAGGGAGGCCCUGAUACAGCUGGAGACCUCCAUGCAAACAGGGGGGCAGAUGGUGCUGACCGAUGCCGAGCAGCGGCUGGACACGGUCAUGUUGAAAAUGAAACGAGCGGAGAUGACGAAGGCAGAGUUUCCUCCUGCCAUGCAUUUCUUCCAGGCCAGACACCUCAUCAGGACCAGUCCCAUCUUCAGUCUGCUGCAGAAGAUGCCCAAAGGUGCAGCGCUUCACGUCCAUGACUUUUCCAUGGUAGAUGUGGAGUGGGUGGUGAAGAAUGCAACGUACCGGCCGCACUGUUAUAUGUGCUAUACUGACAGCCAAUCCAUCAGAUUUAUCUUCUCAUCUCAGUGGCCCAAACGUCUGCAGUAUUGUUCUCCUUGGACGCUGCUGGAAAACCUCAGGGCCAAGACAGUUAAUAUCACCGAUCUGGACAACAGCAUCAUGCGCAAACUGACCCUCUUCACUGACCAGGAUCCAGAAGUGGAGUACCCCAGUCAGGAUGCGGUAUGGAGAAGGUUCGAACAGACCUUCCUCGCUGUGUGGGGUCUGGUCACUUACGCCCCUGUAUUCAGAGACUAUUACUACGAAGGCCUCACCCGCUUUCACAUGGACAAUGUGAUGUAUCUGGAACUGCGGGCUCUCCUUCCAGAGGUAUACGAGUUGGACGGCAGCACCUACGAUACUGCGUGGACUUUGAAAACCUACCAGGACAUCACCCGGCAGUUCACAGCAGAGCACCCCGACUUCUUCGGAGCCAGAAUCAUCUUUACUGUCCACAGGGGAUUAAACGCAUCUGUGAUGACUGGAGUUGUAGAAAAGGCAAUGAAGCUCCACAGAGACUUCCCUGAUAUCAUGGCUGGUUUUGAUCUGGUGGGUCGGGAGGACAGUGGCAACCCCCUGUGGUAUUUCAGAGAUGCCUUGUCACUGCCUGCAAAGAAAGGUGCUCCCCUUCCUUUCUUUUUCCAUGCUGGAGAGACGGAUCUUGAGGGCACUGAAGUGGAUCAGAACUUGUUGGAUGCUUUGCUCUUGAACACAUCACGCAUCGGCCAUGGAUUUGCACUUCUUCGCCAUCCAGUGGCCAGAGAUCUGUCCAGGAAGAGAGAGGUUGCUGUGGAGGUUUGCCCCAUCUCCAAUCAGGUGUUGAAGCUGGUAAAAGAUUUGCGAAACCAUCCAGCAGCUGCACUGAUGUUAGAAAAUCACCCCAUAGUCAUCAGCUCUGAUGACCCUGCCCUAUUUGGUGCCUCUGGUCUCUCUUAUGACUUCUAUGAAGCUUUUGUGGGCUUUGGAGGCAUCAAAUCCCACGUAGGCUCCAUGAAACAGCUGGCCAUUAACUCUUUCAGGUAUAGUUCUUUGACACCUGAUCAACAGGUGAAAGCACUGGCUCUGUGGCAGAAAAGAUGGAUGAAGUUUGUCUCUGAAAAUGACUUCAAAAAAGAAGAAAACAUUUAUUUUUCACCAUAAAACACAUAUUACCCUUUUUCUUAACCGCUCCAAGAACACCUGGGCUAUAGGUAGAUGAAAGAGGGGCAAGGUCAGUCUAAGCUGCAUAUUUACGUCCCAAGAUAAUAAAAAUGGAAAAGGUGCACUCACAUUUACAGUGUUUCAAGAAAUAAGGGAUAUUAGUAGUAGAACAAAACGAUUUACCUUUGAUCAACAGGGUGUGCAUGGUUAAAAUGCUAGAAGAGAGGUGUUAUCUGUCCCUGCUUUGGGAAUAUGAAGACUACACAGAUAGCUUUAUGAAUAAAAAAUAUGAAAUGUGAACUGUGGUUCACAUGUUUGGUCAGAUAUGCUCUUCAGUCUUUCACAGUGACGUGAAGGGCCAGCCAAGAAUUAUGACAUCUAUAACAACAAGUGUGCACACCAGUGGGUAAUUUGCACAAAUCUUCCGCUGAUGGAAAAUGGAUAACAAUGACCUUCUACUACUGCUGUAUGUUGUGCAGAGAAAGGAAGAGAACACAAGGUUUGUAGGUUCAUGAAAGAUUAAAGCAGCUAAGAAAAUGUACCAUACUGGUACAAAAGCUGUUUUUUUUUUUUGUUUUUUUUUUUACGGCAAAUCUUACUUACAUAAUAGUCAAUAUUGGUUUGAUAACGUCCUGGCACGAACACUUAAGUACCAAACACUGCUUGGCACUUCUCAGGUAAAACAUUGCCUUUUAUUUUAAGGUUGUUUUUUUAGAUGGUGUAUUUUGAUUGUCAUUAUAGUUGUGGUGUGAACCAUAUUUUCAACAGUAGUUUUUUCUUUUUCUAGUAAUCGCUAUGGUUCUUAGUAUGAACAGCCCUCACAAAUGCUCCGUGUGAAUCAGUGAUCCUCCGUUAAAUGACAGCUUUAAUGUGAACUAAGGUGGCUCAGUUGGUAGAGCGUUUGCCCCUGGACCUAAAGGUCAGUGCUCGCUGUCCACCAAAGUGUCCUUGAGCAAGGCACUGAAUGAACCCCCAGUUGCUCCCGGUUGUCAGGCCAGCACUGUUGUGUGGCAGCUAUGGGGCUGUACGAGUACAGCGGGAAAGCUGUACAAGUAUAAGCCAUUUACCGUGUAUAAGAACCUAACAAGGCACUUAAUUAGUCAUAGCGCAAGUUUCUGUGUAGAAAAAAUACUGUCAUGAUAAUAGUUGAGGUUCUUAUAGGUCUUGUAUUUAUUUUUGUGAUGUGUUUAUGGUGUACUUGUGUCUUGUUGAGUUCUCUUUAGAAAGACUGUGACAUUUUAUGGCUCUUAAUUUUGAAAAGCCAUAAGCCAAAAGUGCUUGAGGACCACUUUUUCUUUUUUCAAGAGUUUCACCUUUAAAAAUGUUUGCAGUCAAAGUGGCAUUUUAUGUUUGCUUGUACAGGCAAAUGGUUGAGCUCGCUCUUCUUUUUUAUUUUAUUUUAAGUAUUUCAGGGCUACCUUAGAGAAUAUGAACUGUCAGCAUAAUGCAAACACAUUUAAAUGCUGUAAAAUCCACAGACUAAAUGAAGCUAAAUAAAAAAACAUUGAUUUACA
This is a messenger RNA of Cololabis saira (Pacific saury), 3237 nucleotides long. RefSeq names its product adenosine deaminase 2a (gene ada2a). The record is from RefSeq and is a predicted model, not a curated record. Gene Ontology annotation, molecular function: adenosine deaminase activity. The transcript is spliced from 10 exons. Bases 176 to 1723 code for a protein of 515 amino acids. Gene Ontology annotation, biological process: inosine biosynthetic process; adenosine catabolic process. NCBI's taxonomy places the organism in Eukaryota, Metazoa, Chordata, Actinopteri, Beloniformes, Belonidae.